UCUAGUCCAGUACCAGAUGGAGAUGAUGCGUUCCCUGCGUCACGUCAACAUUGACCAUCUGCAUGUGGGCUGGUACCAGUCCACCUACUACGGCUCCUUUGUCAGCCGAGCUCUGCUAGACUCCCAGUUCAGCUAUCAACACGCCAUUGAGGAGUCUGUUGUUCUGAUCUAUGAUCCUAUAAAAACUGCCCAGGGCUCCCUAUCCCUGAAAGCCUACAGACUCACGCCGAAGCUUAUGGAGAUCUGCAAGGAGAAGGACUUCACCACCGAAGGCUUGAAGAAGGCCAGCGUCGGCUUUGAAAACAUGUUCGAGGAGGUGCCCAUAGUCAUCAAAAACUCCCACCUCAUCAACGUGUUGCUGUGGGAGCUGGAGGACAAGUCCACCGUCUCCGACAAGCACGAACUGCUCAACCUCUCCAGCAGCAACCACUUGGAGAAGAGUCUUCAGCUUCUGAUGGACAGGGUGGACGACCUGAACCAAGACAUUGUCAAAUAUAACACCUACAGCCGCAACCUGAGCAAGCAGCAGCAGCAGAAGCACCAGUACCUCCAGAGGCGGCAGCAGGAGAACACCCAGCGACAGAGCAGAGGGGAGCCCCCGCUACCGGAGGAGGACAUCAGCAAGUUGUUCAAGCCCCCCCAGGCACCACCGCGCAUGGAUACACUGCUCAUUGCAGGGCAAAUUAACAACUACUGCCAGAACGUGAAGGAAUUCACCUCGCAGAACCUCGGGAAGCUGUUCAUGGCCGAGGCGCUCCAAGGCCACAACUAGAGGAGAGACGAGAGCGAAGACGGCGAUAGACAAAAAGCCACCUCGCCGCCAGCUGCAGGAGCAUCACUCAUCUUUUAUUCUGUCAGCAGAAAUCUCCAGUUUUUUUAUGCUUACAUCUGGGCGAAAACUGUGUCUGACACGUUGUUUUGUUUCAAAUAAAAUCCUGCAUCUCUA
Molecule: messenger RNA, 946 nt
Organism: Poecilia reticulata (guppy)
Lineage: Eukaryota; Metazoa; Chordata; Actinopteri; Cyprinodontiformes; Poeciliidae
Product: eukaryotic translation initiation factor 3 subunit H
Cellular component (GO): eukaryotic translation initiation factor 3 complex; cytoplasm
Molecular function (GO): protein binding; translation initiation factor activity; metallopeptidase activity
Source: RefSeq, a predicted model, not a curated record